Chelonia mydas (Green sea turtle) is the source of this 4646-nucleotide messenger RNA. RefSeq names its product CMT1A duplicated region transcript 1 (gene FBXW10B). NCBI's taxonomy places the organism in Eukaryota, Metazoa, Chordata, Testudines, Cheloniidae. The transcript is spliced from 14 exons. The record is from RefSeq and is a predicted model, not a curated record. Bases 1227 to 4646 code for a protein of 1139 amino acids. Gene Ontology annotation, molecular function: protein binding.
GAGAAAAAGGGGUAUUGUUACAACAAAACCCUUACUUAGCACUUUAUAUUUCAAAUGCUUCAACAGUUUUUCUUUCUUUGUCUGGGUCUUUAAUAAAAGAUUUAAAAUAUUUUAAAUGAUGGUCAUUACACUGGGAGUGUAAUUGCCUUGCUGGCAAUAACUUGACACAGAAUCCCAGACCACACUGAAUUGUUUAAUGUUGGAACAGUGAACACAGAUUUCAUUAACAUCUUACCCCUUGUUGAGCUCAAGACACGCCCUUUACCAACACAAGAUCAAAUUGACUUCAGAGGGGCUACUCACAUGAUUUAAACUUAAGCACAUGUUUAGGUGACUUCUGAUUUGGGGCAAUCGCAUGUGUUGCCCAGCUAUUUGAGAGCACUGCUUUAUGCAUUCUGGAGGCAGGAGGCCCAUUCGUAUUUCAUGCAUUUAUAGUUUUCAAAUGAUUAUCCUUUUUUUUUUAAUUAAGGAAACUUUUUGUUGCAAAGCUUUACUUUUUUUCUUUUUAAAUUGAGGGCACAACAGUCACCUAUACACAAUGCUUUGGAUUGCCAGUUUCAGGCUAAAACCCAUCAAUCCCAAUAAAAAGCCUUCAAAACAAAACCUCAAGAAUAUAAUUACAUGAGAUAUAUGCCCCCCAAAUACCUGUAUCAAAACUAUGCAGAAAAAAAAUCCUGCUUCUUAUCUUCCUUUUUUGAUCUAAUUUCCAGGACUAUGCGACUUUUGAGGGGACCAGUAUUUGAAUCAAUUCUAAUAAAACUAGAUUUUUCAAACGCUUAAUGAGGCAAAAUUUCCUUAAGACAUAAAUACUGACAAUAAAAUAAUAAUAAUAAAUAAUAAAGACCUGCAAGAUAGACACCUUUGGUACAAAUCCAAGCUAAGGAUAGUCUAAUUUUUCAUAUCACCCCAUUAAUGUCUUGAUACUGGAGCGUCAUGGCUAUUAAAAUCUAUACGGUAUAGUAGUUGCUACGAUAUUUUGUUCAUGCAAAUUCUAGGAGGUUUACGGUAACAACUGUGUCUCCUAGGAGUUCUGUACAAUAAAAGACAAGAGUUCUACAAACAGCAGCGUGUGAUGUGGCUACUUCUUCCAUCGCAGGGUUCAGCCAGUUUCUUAGUGUUAUUUUUAUAAUGUCACAGGAUGGAAGCGGACAAUUAAAGAGCAGGUUAUGUUUCUCUGUUUUUCCCACUGCCCAGCUCAGUGCCCUGUUUUCUGAAUUGGAUUGGAGAUGAUGAAAGAGACCUCAAAGGACCUGGAGAGCCUGGAAUACAGGCUGGACUCUGCUCCUGUUCUGCGGUGUGAGAAGAAAACAGAUUUAGUGCCUGUUUGCCAAAUUUGUGAGACAUGUGUCUUGGCUUGGAGGGUCUUCUCUACCAAAGAGUGGUUCCUGCGGGCCAGCGAUGUCUCCCAAAGGAAGUUCCUGGUGGGGAUCGUGAAGCGACUCAACAGCCUGGAUUUGCUAAACUAUGCUGAGAAAGUCCUGCAGACCUCCCACGGGAAGGAUUUCACUUUCAGCCGGUCCCGAACCAGCUUCAAAGAAGACACGACCACAUCUGCUUCUGACUGGAUUUUAAAUACAGCAAUGCUAGAGCAAGCCAUGUUGGAGACCUGGAGGUGGUUCAAAACCAGUUCCUACUGGACUAAAGCAAACUACACUCUGCUCUUGUUUCAGAUGUGUAACCCUAAGUUACUGUUUAUGGCUGCUAGCCUGGUCAGAGAACAGAGUGCCAGCUCAAAAAAAGAAACAGAGGACGAGGAAGACAAAUUCACUGUGGCCUUCACUGAGACCCAAAGCAGCUUCAAGCUACAGGAACACACAGAAUCUAGCUCUCAGGUGCAAUUGCAACCCACAUCUCAAUCCUUCCUGACUUCUUCCACAGCCCUAGAAAGUGGGGUCUCAUCAGAAGGAACCAGCCAGUUUAGUGAAACAGGCAUAGGUGCCCAAAGGCAGAUACCGUGCUUCUGGCCCAGAGACCUGGCGCACAUCUAUUGUGCGAGAGCUGCGUCAGAGGAUGAGGAUACAUCCACCGUGUCUUCAAUCGACCCAGCCCUCGCCGUUGUCCCUGCAUCUUUCCAGUCAGCCUCCAGUGUCAACAAGUACAAGGACUUCAUCCGCUGCCUGCCGACCCACCUGUCCAAGUAUAUCCUGGGGUUUCUGGAUACAAAGAGCCUGAACAGGUGCACUUCUGUGAGCCACCACUGGGCUUUCCUGGUCAAAGACGUCAAGCAGGAACAUCUGUCACAUAGCCUAGUCCUGGAAGAGAUCGUGUACUUGCAGGGGUCGUGUCCUAGGGGAGCAUUUCCCAGCUAUGCUAAAAUGACCAUCGUUGUAAUUCCAAGGAUAACUAAAGAUGGAGAGAUCAUCCCAGCAAGAAGCCACAGAUGGAAACGCAGAGGAAAGGAGGAGAACAACCUACAGGGGGCUUAUCAUGGCCAGAUGACUGAAACUGUCCAGCUGGAGGAGAGAAACAUCUUCUGCGGCUCCUACAAUGUUCGUGUCCUUACAGACCAGUCAGAUCCACGCAGGGUAAUCCACUACAGUGGUGGGAACUUACUUGCCAUUGGCUCAGCGGACCACAAAGUCAGGUUCCUUAACGUGUUGGAGCUGAAGGAAGUGCCACCUGUGAUCAGUGGCCAUGCUGGGAGCAUCAAGGCAGUGUUCCUCAACGAGAAGAAAGGGUUCGUGCUGAGUGCCAGCUUUGAUCUCAGCAUCAGAUGCUGGAAUAUAUUCACUGGGGCUUGUGUGAAGAUCCUUAACGGUCACACGGGGACCAUCACUUGCCUGGACAUGUACAAAAACAGGAUUGUGUCAGGAGCAAGAGAUUGCAUGGUCAAAGUGUGGGAUUUAAACUCCGGGCGAUGCAUCAAAACUUUAAAACACAAAGAUGCCAUUUGGACAGCUAAAAUCAACAACACCCACAUUGUGAGCGGUUGCGAAAAAGGGUUGGUGAAAGUGUGGCACGCUGAUACGUGCGUGUUGAUCAAGACCUUAGAAGGGCACCAAGGCCCAGUAAAAUGCCUGGCCUUUGAUCAAUGGCAUCUAGUGACAGGAAGCUCUGAUGGAUUUGUCCUGGGAUGGAGCAUGGUGGGAAAACAUAAGAGAUGUCUAAUGGCUUUCAGGCACCCACAGGAAGUCCUGUAUCUGGCGUUUCUGUAUCUCCGAGUCAUCAGUGGCUGCGCUGAUGGAAAAAUACGUAUAUUUAACUUCCUGACUGGGACCUGCCUGAAGGUGAUGAGGGCCAAUAGCAGAGGUGACCCUGUGGUGUCCUUCUGCAUUGUAGAAAAUAGGAUGGUGAUCAAUGCUCUGAGCAGCAUAUUGAUGUUCCAGUUUGAGGAUGUAGAGUGGGACUACACGCUACAGGCCGACCGAGAGGAAGUAACAAAGGCUAAGGAAAAGCACAAUGAAAUCAGGGUCAGAAUGCUGCCCUAUCCCUAUGUUCACUCUCGGCACGUGAAACAUGAUGUAGACAGCCACAGGAAGACACUUUAUUCCGAGGAGAAACCAGAUGAGGACCAGAUAAUGUUGGCAUACCUGAUUCGCCGUCGGUCAACAAGGGAUUGCGGGACACCUUUAGGUCUUCGUUAUGAAUUUGUGAAGGCACCUGCUCCCUGGCCAAGUCAGACUUUGCAAAGGAGCAUGGGUUGCCUUGAUGUAAAACCGGACCAGAAGAAAAGGUUCUCUCUUCCUGGGAGACGACAGGUCUAUAGCAGUGAUUCAGAGGACUCAGGUCAAACAUAUGGUGCAGUAACACCACAAAGCUUGUCUGAAUCCGAUAGUGAAUCUGGCUACGACUCUCCAGUCCAUGCACCUUCACUUGCUGAAAACGCUAAGGCCUCUUUACAGCGUAUAAAGAAACGAGGCCCACAUUGUCCCAUAUCUCCUGACCAGAUCCUCCUGACUGUCAGCACGCUGCAGCACGCCUACAAGCAGGACCAAGUCAGCUCCAAUAUGAUGCACCAUACAAAAAUCAGGGAUGCCUGGGGACCUUCGCUGCUCCUCCAGGAACACCCUAAAGAGAAGACAUACAAAAUCCCUAAGCAAGAGAAAAAGGAUCAGUCAACCCAACUCAGACACAUUAAAUCUGCCAGUGGCUCUCUGAUUAUGAAGAGAAUUUCCACACCCUUUGAAACCAAAAGAUUGCAGCUCAAUUUGAAGAACUCUUUGCAUGGGUCCGCAGUCCACUCUUUCAUUCCUGCUCCCGUGAUUGUACGCUCCAAGUCAUGCUGCAGCUUGCCAGAAGAGAAGAAGGUUCAUACUGGCCAUGGCAGAGCCACUUCCCGAUCUGAGGGUGGGGCUCAGUUGAUUGGCCACUUAACAAGCUCAUCUGAAUCCAUCCAAUCAACACGCAUGAUGAUCGCACAAACUAAAAUUGAAGCAGGGAUCCAGAGAGAAAGUCCCUUCUUCUUACAAACCACAAAUCCUUACCGGAUGAAUACCGGGUUCAGGCUUCUGACAGUGAAGCAGAUGAAAAUGUAUGAAGAAGCUACAGCUGUUGAGUAUCAAGCUCACCGAAAAAAAUAUAUAGCAGACCAGCAAAAAGAGUGCAGGAAGGCCUGGUUAAAGAAAAUUAAAGGCCUCCCCAUAGACAAUUUCACGAAGGAGGGAAAAAUAGCUGCCCCCGAACUUGGGCUUAAUGUGUAUGUCUGA